Molecule: messenger RNA, 3496 nt
Organism: Mastomys coucha (southern multimammate mouse)
Lineage: Eukaryota; Metazoa; Chordata; Mammalia; Rodentia; Muridae
Gene: Trim46
Product: tripartite motif containing 46
Exons: 10
Coding region: 408-2765 (785 amino acids)
Molecular function (GO): protein binding; zinc ion binding
Source: RefSeq, a predicted model, not a curated record
GGGAUGUAAAGGGUCGGGGCAAGCCAGAUCCUUGAACAGGUGGGGAUCCAGGAGGAAUAUGGAAUAUAGAGAAGGGAUUAGUUAAGACAGAAAUGACUGAGAGGGCGGAGAUGCAGGUGUGCAGGGAUCCUGGGGACAGCAGAGUGGUGAGACUCCCGUUUGCUGGGGUGUAUGUAGGCAGCAAGAAGCUGCCCGGACCCAGCGGGUAGGCUUGGGGUAGCUGCCAGGCGUGCACCAGGGCUAUGAGAAGGGGCAUGUGUGAGCUUGGAUGUUUUCCAGGAAACUGAGGACAGGUUGGGAGAGGGGGUAAUGAAAAAGCCGCUCCUGGGUGCAGUUCCCAAUUUGGACCCCUCCCGACCCCCCACCCUGCUGCCCCCCCCCGAGCUGCCGUGCAGCCUGCGGUUGCCAUGGUAACCCGUGCCCGUCUCUCCCAGAGGCGGUGCCAACCCUGCUCCCCCCCACCACUUCCUUCCCCCUCCCUCCCUGUCCCUCCCUCCUUUGUGUCAGCUGCGCCCCUGACCGGGAUGGCUGCGAAGAGAGGGACCAAGACAAGCAUGAAGAACAUGGAGAAGGAACUGCUGUGCCCAGUGUGCCAAGAGAUGUACAAGCAGCCACUAGUGCUGCCUUGUACCCACAACGUGUGCCAGGCCUGUGCCCGGGAGGUUUUGGGCCAGCAGGGGUACAUAGGCCAUGGUGGGGAUCCGAGUUCGGAGCCCACUUCUCCUGCUUCCACCCCUUCUACCCGCAGCCCCCGCCUCUCACGGAGAACUCUCCCCAAGCCAGAUCGCUUGGACCGGCUCCUUAAGUCAGGCUUUGGGACAUACCCUGGGCGGAAGCGUGGUGCCUUGCACCCCCAGACGAUCCUAUUCCCGUGCCCAGCCUGCCAGGGCGAUGUGGAGCUGGGGGAGAGGGGCCUUUCCGGGCUUUUCCGAAACCUGACCCUAGAGCGAGUGGUGGAGAGGUACCGACAGAGUGUGAGUGUGGGAGGAGCCAUCCUGUGCCAGUUGUGCAAGCCCCCACCACUAGAGGCCACCAAGGGCUGCACAGAGUGUCGAGCUACCUUCUGUAAUGAAUGCUUCAAGCUCUUCCACCCCUGGGGCACUCAGAAGGCCCAACACGAGCCCACGCUACCCACCCUCUCAUUCCGCCCCAAGGGUCUGAUGUGUCCGGACCACAAGGAAGAGGUGACCCACUACUGUAAGACAUGUCAACGGCUGGUGUGCCAACUCUGCAGAGUACGGCGUACCCACAGUGGUCACAAGAUCACACCAGUGCUCAGUGCCUACCAGGCCCUUAAGGAUAAGCUAACAAAGAGCCUGGCAUACAUCUUGGGGAACCAGGACACAGUGCAGACCCAGAUUUGUGAGCUGGAAGAAACCAUCAGGCACACUGAGGUGAGUGGUCAGCAGGCGAAAGAGGAGGUGUCCCAGCUGGUUCGGGGACUAGGAGCUGUGCUGGAAGAGAAGCGGGCCUCACUGCUUCAGGCCAUUGAAGAGUGCCAGCAAGAGCGUCUAUCCCGGCUCAGCGCCCAGAUCCAUGAGCACCAGAGCCUGCUGGAUGGCUCGGGUCUGGUGGGUUAUGCCCAGGAAGUCCUUAAGGAAACAGACCAGCCUUGCUUUGUACAAGCAGCUAAACAGCUGCAUAACAGAAUUGCCCGAGCCACUGAGGCCCUCCAGACAUUCCGGCCAGCUGCCAGCUCCUCCUUCCGCCAUUGCCAGCUGGAUGUGGGGCGUGAGAUGAAGCUGCUGACGGAGCUUAGUUUCCUGAGAGUGCCCGAGGCGCCUGUCAUUGAUACCCAGCGUACCUUUGCCUAUGAUCAAAUCUUCCUGUGCUGGCGGCUGCCCCCUCACUCACCACCUGCCUGGCAUUACACUGUUGAGUUCCGGCGCACAGAUGUCCCCGCCCAGCCAGGCCCUACACGUUGGCAGCGACGGGAGGAGGUGAGGGGCACCAGUGCCCUUCUCGAGAACCCAGACACGGGCUCUGUGUACGUGCUGCGUGUCCGUGGCUGCAACAAGGCUGGCUACGGAGAGUACAGUGAAGAUGUGCACCUGCACACACCCCCAGCCCCUGUCCUGCACUUCUUCCUUGAUGGCCGCUGGGGUGCAAGCCGAGAGCGGCUAGCUAUCAGCAAGGACCAGCGAGCGGUGCGGAGUAUUCCAGGGCUUCCCUUGCUGCUGGCUGCUGAGCGGCUGCUCACGGGCUGCCACCUGAGUGUGGACGUGGUCCUGGGUGAUGUGGCUGUGACCCAGGGCCGCAGCUACUGGGCCUGUGCCGUAGACCCUGCCUCCUACUUGGUCAAGGUGGGCGUCGGGCUGGAGAGCAAGCUUCAGGAAAGCUUCCAGGGUGCCCCGGAUGUGAUCAGCCCCAGGUAUGACCCGGACAGUGGGCACGACAGCGGUGCUGAAGAUGCUGCCGUAGAGGCAUUGCCACCCUUUGCUUUCCUGACCAUUGGCAUGGGCAAGAUCCUGCUGGGUUCUGGAGCAAGUUCAAAUGCAGGCCUGACAGGGAGGGAUGGUCCAGCCGCCAGCUGCACAGUGCCCCUGCCGCCCCGCCUAGGCAUCUGUUUGGACUACGAGCGGGGACGGGUUUCCUUCCUGGAUGCUGUGUCCUUCCGUGGGCUGCUGGAGUGCCCCCUGGACUGCUCAGGGCCUGUGUGCCCUGCCUUCUGCUUCAUUGGGGGUGGCGCUGUACAGCUGCAGGAGCCUGUGGGCACCAAGCCUGAGAGGAAAGUCACCAUCGGGGGCUUUGCCAAGCUGGACUGAGCCUUCAGGCCCCCCCUUUUCAGACCUAAGCUCUGCUCCCCAAGCCUCUGGGGCAUGAGGUUUGUUUACCCAGCAGCAUCUUCCCCAAACCUUUCCUAACCAUGUGGCCCUGCCCCAUACCUUGCCAGCUGUGUCUUCCCAGGGCUUCCCUUGACAAAGGGACUCUCCUCUGCUUAUCUAUGGAUGUCCUUCAUUCUCUGUGUUACCUGUUGGCCUAGGCCCCAGGCUCAUCAUGUCUCUGCCCCAGGCCCCGCCCUUGGUAUCUUAACCAAGGCAUAGAAAGCCCUAUUCCAUCCCUGUCCUGUGCUCCCGAGGCUUACUGGGAGGGAGGGCACCUGGAACAGUGGAUAUGAUUAACAACUCUGCCCUUGCCUUGCCAAGCCCCCUUGCCCCACUGAUGCUGACCACAGCCUUGGCAGCCAGGCUUUGAGCCUCCCAGUGAGGGAGGAGAACCUAUCCUGUUUUAUUUGGGUCCCUAUACCCUCCAGCUGCAUGUCCCUUCUGUCCCUCUUCUCCUCUUGCAUGCUUUAUCUAUCCAGCACCCAUGCCAACGUGCCAAGUCUCCCUUGGGAACUCAGUUAAGGCUGGUGUCCCCACUGGGUUGGGCCAAGCUAGGCCUCUGGUGCCUGCUACUGCCUCCCUACAGUGGGCAUUACUAGGCCUGUGCUGAGCAACAGCUGUAAUUUUCAUGGUUUAUAAACAAUAAACUGUGACACCAGGCACAUUUCUGA